Molecule: messenger RNA, 5801 nt
Organism: Amphiprion ocellaris (clown anemonefish)
Lineage: Eukaryota; Metazoa; Chordata; Actinopteri; Pomacentridae
Gene: gal3st3
Product: galactose-3-O-sulfotransferase 3
Exons: 3
Coding region: 355-1767 (470 amino acids)
Biological process (GO): glycolipid biosynthetic process
Cellular component (GO): membrane
Molecular function (GO): galactosylceramide sulfotransferase activity
Source: RefSeq, a predicted model, not a curated record
GAGAGGCAACCGUCUCCCGUUUUGUUACACGAGGAGUCGCUCGGAGCCUCCGCUGACAGACCGCAGACCUGCCGCCUCACCGACUGCGACACCUGAACGAUCAGCGAACAGCACCGACACCAAACCAAUGAAAGAGAGCCCGCUGAAGACGAGGAGGAGGACCGGAGGCUUUUCUACAACAUAAAGAAGAGAAAAGAAGCGGAGGAGGAGGAGGAGGAGAAGCGGCACCAGGCGGCAGGCAGACCGGCUCGCCGGGACAAGCAGCCCGGCUUACAGAGGGGUAGAAAUCACCGCCACGACCGUCACAUCACAUCCCAGCUCCGAGAUGACAAAGUCCCAGUGAAGCAGAGAGAGAUGUCGCAGAAGAAGAUAUUCCUGGUCUUCGUUGCCAUCAGUACUGUCAGUCUUCUGCUGCACCAUGGGGGCCACUUCAGCUGGACCAUGGAGGCCUUCCACCUCGGUUGCCCUGCUCUCCGCUCUCAUCCUGCCCCCGGCCUGAAACCCAAACACACCAACGUGGUCUUCCUCAAGACCCACAAAACUGCCAGCACCACAAUGCAGAACCUGCUGUUCCGCUUUGCAGAGCGCAACAAUCUGACAGUGGCGUUGCCCGUACAGACCUGCGGUCACCAGUUCUGCUACCCACGGUCCUUCACCUCUCACUUCGUCCAUCCACACACGCUACCACCAAACAUCAUCACCAGCCACAUGCGCUUCAGUAAGGCCGAGCUGCAACGCCUGAUGCCAAACGAUACGAUAUAUGUAACAAUCCUGAGAGAGCCCGGCUCUAUGUUUGAAUCUUUGUUUAGUUACUACAAUCAGUACUGUCAAAGCUUCAAGAGGGUCCCUAAUGGCAGCCUGGAAGCUUUCUUGGAGGAGCCCUGGCGUUACUACAGACCAGAUGAGAAGGACUCCAUGUAUGCACGCAACACCUUGACCUUUGACUUGGGAGGCGACAAAGAUCGCCCAGCCAAAGAUGUGGCGUACGCACAAGCUUUUGUGGCAGAGGUGGAUCGAGUGUUCUCAUUGGUGAUGAUUGCUGAGUAUUUUGAUGAAUCACUGGUUCUUCUCCGCCAUCUCCUCUCCUGGGAUCUGGAUGACAUUCUAUAUGUUAAGCUCAACAUGCGGACACCAAGUUCCAAGCGAAGCCUCACUCCUGGUCUCCCUGCAAAGAUCCGUGCCUGGAAUUCAUUAGAUGCACGCCUCUAUGACCACUUUAAUGCCUCAUUGUGGCGACAACUGUCAGUCCUGGGUCCAGCCUGUGUGGCAAGGGAGGUGCGGCUCCUUCGGCGGGCCCAGGAGAAGCUGAUGAGAAGUUGUUUUGGUGGGCGGAUGCCACUUCUCCGUUCAGCUGCCCAGAUCAAAAACAAGGAUCUCCGCCCCUGGCAGCCCAGUGGAAAAGUUGACAUAGUGGGCUAUGACCUCCCAGUAAAUCUCAGCCGUGGGUUCUCGACCCAGUUCCAGGAGCUCUGCCUGAAGCUCAUCAUGCCAGAAGUCCAGUACACACGGGUGCUCCUGCGUUCCCAGUCACUGCGCUAUCGUCGAGUUUAUCAGCUUCGGCCUCCGCAGCAGUCGCAUCCCCUCCAGCAGCCCAUACGCACAGUCCUGCCUCGGCAUCCUCAAGUCCACCGCAGUCAACCACCACCUCCUGCUGCUCUAGGCCCUGCCUCAGGAACAAGGUCCACCUCCACCUCAAAGCCUGCUGCAGGAACUCAAGGUCGGACCACAAAGUUAGGACCUAAACCCUCACAGACCCAGGCUUCAUAGACUGGAAAACAGAGACUUGAAUUAAUCCGAGUGCCCAAAACACUGCAUUGUUCCACUCAUCAUGACCCGUGACACAAUGAUGCUUGUUUGGUAACAAAGGCAUCCUUCGGAAAAUGUAUGGGUUGUUCUUGUGUCAGUGUCUCUCCUGUUCUUUCCAGACAGUGUUUGGGCUAAAAAUAAAUGAGGAAGAGGGUUAGACAUAUCUGGACUCGAACUUGAAAUUCUCCCAUCUCUGGUCUGUGAAACAGUACCAUGGUUGGGAGACACAAAGGCGGGAGACACCCUGGGACUGAGACUAAACUGGGACUUGCUUCAACUGCAGUGGAUGGAUGAGGGUUUUAGGUAAAAGUGGCUCUUUGAAGCAAAUCUGUUAUGUGCAACAGGGACUCAAUAGGGAAGUGGCGAUAUCAGGCCUAUUGUGAGGCACAGACUGUGCUUUGUGUGUAUCACACUGGUAUAGUAUCAUCUUACUUGCUUUUAUUCUCCGUUUCUCAAGCUCUCUUUCGCUCUCUCUCCCUAACAUAUGCCACUACUUGAGAGAGACAUAACGAUAUAAAGGGAUCGGCUGUCAGCCUUCCAAAGAGCCUCCUAAGAGGCCAGACAGACCAUUAAUACAACAGCACAAAAACAAAUCUUCUUCUCUUACAAACUCUAGGACCUAAAGCAACAGAGGGAGAGAGGGAAAAAGCCAGUCAGACAGAGAAAGUGAGAGAUCUUACCCAGAAAGCAAGCCUAAAAACUGCUGGAAUUCUCCAUUUUGCCACCCAUUAUUGCUGUGACUCACACAGAGACCACACAUGCAUAUAAAUUCUGUGUCUCUUAAACCUUGCUUCCUUCUGGUAUCCUUCUCUCCAUCGUCCACUUUCAUCCCUGCCGUUACCUUCUGGCCAGGCUCUCCAUCAAGAGUGAAGCACUAACAUCUUGCUUUGCUUCACCUCAGUCUCCCUCAGACCACCAGCUGACAUUGCCUCGAGCAUUGUAGAGACUGUUUGUUCGUUUAGGGGGUUGUAUUUUUAAGCUUGGGCGUUAUUGCAAUAAGAUCUCCAGGCCUACAUCCUAUAUGAAAGGCGUGGAUUUAAUAACCUACCAGCAACCCCAUACCACACACACAAUGGCACAAACAAAAACAUAAAACAACUUGACAGGACAAAGACUUGAAGCCUGUGGGUUGCAGCGUUUGAAUAUUUAAUCGUCUCCUCUCGCAGCCUUCCUAUGGCCCGCACUCUAGGGUUACAUGGCUGUACAUUUUCAUUAAGGACAUGCUUGACCAGGUGAAAGCUGCUCAUUUUGAACACUGAAGCACAAGAGGACCAAGUGCGAGCGUUGACACAAGAUGCUUAAAGCCUUCUAAGGCUGGAAGGCCGGCUGGGAACCUAAAUGUCAAUACUUAUCUCAGCCGUGCUCCAUUUUUAAUGCAUUCUGCUCAUAUUUAAUGUGUCGUUUAUGUUCUUUUAUUCCUCCAGCGAUCAACGGGGUACUGACAAGCAACUGGAGGGCAGAGGAAUGAUGUCUGUGUGCAUUUGUGAGACUGUAUGAGAGUAUGUGUGUGAGCCAGGAAGUGGCUCUCUCUGCUUGUACUUUUAUCCAUGGCCAGCCACGUUGGCAUGGCAACAAAAGGAAAUAUUGAGUGUGAGAUUUAUUAAGACAAUGUAUUAUUUAUUAUUGGGAUUUUAAGAGUCCCAUUACUGUAUUUUAACCAUUAUUUUUCAUGAAUCACUGGACAAAAAUUGUAUAUCUAUGAAGUUACUAAACGAUCAUAUGGGCAGCAUACCACUUUAGGCAGCACAGAUGGAACAAGGCAUGUGGCAACGGUAUAAAAUAUUUAUUCUUUACAUGUUUUACAUAAUGCAAAACUGCAAAGACCACUUCUCAAAACCGCACAUUAAAACAAGUGUAGUCGCUUUAAAAUUAAUCUUUCAUUCAGCAGUGCUGAAAUGCUCAACCACACUAUGCUUUUGUGGUUGGAGUCUGUCACACUGCAGGUUACAGUAAUAAAAAAAACCCAAAACAUGCAAACUGCUGUUGUUCUGUCUGGAAUUAAAAGUAGAGCAGUUUGGAAACAGACAUGAGGAGAGGAUACACAGUUUUUUUUGAAGUGGCUGUGAAUUUCAGAAUUCAAAGUGUGCUUAUCUGAACAUACCGGGGAACCUCAGCCUUUAAAGCAUGAGAUGCACAGCAAUUCUUAUUUAUUUACAGACAUUUGAAAUAUGUUCAGAUAUGUGUAAUAUUACUUAAAGGUAUACACACUGUAAAAAUGGGUUAAAGUGGAUAAGACGGAGGCUUUUGUAUAUUUCUUUUAUUGUUAACUAAUCCCAUGAAAAGACCAAAACCAACAACAUGUAAAUCCCUCCAACUUUGUUGUUCCUGUCUGUGGCACUCAGUGCAUUGGUUACUACUGAAGAUUUAAAUCCCAAAACAGCUCACACAUAUAGCUGUGCAGCAGUGCGAGGUAAUGAAUUUCCAAUAUUUUAUGGACAACAACAGAGCUCUACGGCACAGACGGAUAAACACAUAUAAGACUGAGACUACACAGAUGUGACAUUGUAGGAUCAAUUUAUUGUUGGUUUUGGUCUUUUUGUGGGAUUUGUUGAGAGUAAAAGAAAUAUAGAAUAUCACCAGCCUCAUCCUUCAAAGCAGCUAGCAGAUUUAAAGGGUUCUCAGCUAUAUUUUAAUUAUUUUUCAUUCCGCUGUUGUGUAUAAAAAUAAAAACCAGUUGGUUCUGAAAGAAAUUAUGAACCGAUUUAAAAUAAUAGAAAAACACUGAAUAUGUGUCUGUCAGAAACCAAUUAACCAUUUCUAGAGACCCAGAGUGUUCAAUAAAUAAUCAUGUGCAUUGAAACAAACUGAAUAUACAAUAUGAAUGCUUUAACAAUAACAGUGAGUUUUUUUUUUUUUUUUUAAUUCAAACCAACUUUUUACAUCACAAUACCAUUUCACUUCAUGAUGACAAAUGUAAAAUGGCAAAUGUAUCUGGCUGUUGUGUGGGUGAUUGUGAGUUCUGGAAAAGGGACAUGUUGGAAUAAAAAAUGUUGGAAUGAAGUUAAAAUAACUGCCAAAAACUGGAUUAUUUCACUAAUUCUUGGUUAUGUUACAGGCUUUUCUUAUAUGACCAUUUUUUCUGCAAGUAACUGACAUUUUGAAGACUAUGGGUCUCCAUACCUCCAAAGAUUUCCACAAAAAAUUGAAGUUCAGGUGCUGUCAGUCAUUGCAUAAAGGGUAUAAUAAACUCCAAUGCGUACCUGUAUUAAAUCCAACUUUCUGAUAUCGUUGAAUUUUUCAUUUUGAGCAAAAUAAAGGUAAAGAAAAAAUAUAAUUAAACUAGGUUUUAACAACUACUUUUCCUCCGAUGUCUGUGUCUGAGUGGGAUCCAGACAGAGAAUAUGUCUGUUUCAUUUCAAAUGUUCAUUUCUGAUCCAUUUCUGCCUGGCUGUGAGUCGCUGUAAGUGCUCUUCUGAUUGUACCACUCAUUCACCCGGCUGUUCUACUUCUUGUGAGAGUGUUUCAGUAAUGGUCAUGCUGUCAUGUCUAAAGUGUCGGCUAUUCUUCUGAAAAUGCCGGAGGGGCUUUAAAAGCGUUACACUAAAAUCUCAUCAUCUUUGCAUUAGCUGCUGUUUAUUCUCUUGUUGGAGUGACAUGCAAAGCUGCUGCUGUUGAUUUCAUUUUGUUUUUUGUUUGUUUUGCUACAAUAAGAAUCUCUUGUGGUGUCAGAGCCUUUUUGGGCUCUCUGAUGAGCCUUCACAUCACAGAAAAAUGGAAAUGGUUUAUUGGUACUGGGUAAAAUAGCACUCAAUCAUUCUCUGACCUGCUGUCCUUCAUUGUUUCUUUGAUAUGCUCAUCAUUUACUUCCAUUUUCUGUUUAUGGACUUUGUGAAAUGGGAAGAAUGAGAACUUUUUUUCAUUUUUCUGAACGAGUGGAAGAGUUUGGGUGAUGGAGCUCUGAACAAAUGGCUAGCGACAAUCAGAGCUAGGGGCCCCAAAGCUUUGUAAUUACUGAUGGUAAACGUGAUGAAUAAAGUGUGAAUGAUUUCACUUCA